GUUUGAGACUUCUGUCUACUUCAUAUUGUUUUUUUUCUGUUUCAUUUUUGUGUUUGCUUUCUUCAAUUAUUAAAUUGUGAUUAGUUGUGAUUUUGUGUUUUUACAUCUACUUAACAAACGAGACAAAUUAAAACGAAGCAAAUUAUAGCUAAAGACUCUUUAUAAAACAAAACGAAAUCAACUCAAUUUGAGAUAUAGUGAACGCCCUUUUCCUUGCUUUAUUUCUUUUCUCUUUCCUAUCUUUAUAUUCACAGAUUUUUACUGACAUUGUCCAUUACAUGAGUGUACGUGAAAUUUACAAAUUUUUAAAGUCUCAAAAAAAUUGAAUGUUUUGGUUCAUAGGUUGAUUAUUUGGUUUUACGUAUGGAGAUAGACAACAUUUGCAAAUUAUUGCAGAAUGUUAAAAAUUUACCCUCCACUGGAAAUGAGGAGCAAUUGAAAAAAGACAUUGAGGUGAUCAUCAAUGUACUUCAAUGCCCAGUUUUCGGUAAUAUUGUUGUUGUCAAAGAAUCGUUGGAUCGCCUCAAAAGUGAGAUAACCAAACAUCCUUCCAUCCUUCCUCUUGAUUUUGACAUUGUUCCCGAGACUGGAAAAUUAAUCUUAAAUGUCCCUAACGCUGGAGGUUAUAUCGACUCGAGUGGUCUAAGGGAUAGUCAAUUGCAGGAAAAUGAUCACAUUUUAGGUUUAGAUGGUAAAAUAUACGAGAAUUGUCUCCCACAACUUGAUUUAUUACAAAAAAGUAAUCACGGAAUAAGUAAUCUCGGAUUUUCCCAAGAAUCCUGUUUGAGCGACAAAAUUGUUCCCAGAGAUUACAAUCUCAAUACAAAUGAUACCAUUGUGAUUGAUAAAGAAGACAGCGAUAAAAUAGGUCAAGAUAUGGUUUUAACAACAGAGUGGGCUCAAGUUGAAUCUAUUGAUUUAAUUAAUGAAGACAGUGGCCUUGGAUUCGGUAUUAUUGGUGGACGAUCUACCGGUGUCGUUGUAAAGACUAUUUUACCUGGUGGGUCGGCUGAUCGUGAUGGAAGGUUACAAAUAGGUGAUCAUAUACUACAAAUAAAUGAUGUCAAUUUGCGGGGUAUGAGCUCUGAACAAGUUGCUCAAGUAUUACGUAUAGCUGGAAGUGAUGUCCGAUUAAUAGUUGCACGUCCUAUUGAACCAUCUUCCGAUUUUCAUGUUUUACAAAGCAGUGGUCCAGCUGUACCUACACGAAUACUUAACGACCCAGAAGCUGUUGAACGUCAUUUAGCUUUAUAUCAUCAGCAAACUUCUGGUAGCAUUGGUUCUAUUAAUUCAGUUCCUUCCAUCUCAGCAUUUAGCAACCCUUUUCCUCUGGUAUCCUUUAACGACUCUGAAUCAGGUCUUUUACCCACGAUAGAUGACUCUAAAACUAAGCUUAAUUUAGAGGAUCACUCUGAAUCUGGUCUAUAUAGAGCUGAAGGAAACAGUCACUCAAUGGAAACCAUCCCAUUACCAGUUAAAUCAAAUUCAGAGCCAUUUAUUCAACAACAAACUCUCUUAAAUCUUGAAAAUAAGCUUAAUUUGGAUCUACCAGAGAUGGAAACAUUUGAGGUAGAGUUAGUUAAAGACCAACAAGGUUUAGGAAUUACUAUUGCUGGAUAUGUCUGUGAAAAAGAGGAAAUCUCAGGUAUUUUUGUUAAAAGCAUUGCUAAAGGUAGUGCUGCAUAUUUGUGCCAAAAAAUUUCAAUUCAUGAUCAGAUUAUCGAGGUUGAUGGUCGAUCACUUUACGGUUAUACUAAUCAUCAAGCAGUUGAAGUGCUAAGGAACACUGGCAAAAUUGUUAAAUUAAGACUAGCUCGAUAUCUACGAGGGACCAAAUAUGAGCAGCUCCAACAGGCUAUUUCUGAUGCCGAUAUGGAACCACCAAUUCUUCCAUUAUCAAGAACUAAUAAAACCACAAUUCAAGUACAGAGUGGCAGUUAUCAACAAGAGGACUUACAUGAUUCCACAUUUUCAUCAUCAAUUGUUAACAAUAAUCAAAUUCCAUUUGUUCCUCCCUUAAGUCUUGCCGUUGAAACAGCAGUUAUAAAUAAAUGGUCAGCAGUAUUAGGUCCUGAAUAUGAGAUUGUGGUUGCUCAAAUUAGAAAGUUCAAAGAAGGUGGAGGAUUGGGUAUUUCUUUAGAAGGUACGGUCGAUCUUGAAGAUGGCGAAGAAGUUAGACCUCAUCAUUAUAUUAGAGCCAUUCUUCCCGAUGGGCCAGUUGGUGUUAAUGGUCUAUUGAGAAGUGGCGAUGAAAUUUUAGAGGUUAAUGGUAAAGAGUUGUUGCGGUUGAAUCAUGGUGAUGUUGUGCCUCUAUUGAAAGAACUGCCGAUGAAUGUGUGUAUGGUUUGUGCUCGAGUGAAGGUGCCAAGUAAUCUGCCAUCACCUCAGCUAGACACUGUUGAUCUGAGUGCCAAUGAUAUACAUUCCAUCAAACAUGUGAAUCCUAUGUUAGAGAAUCACAUGAGUACCACAACAAUCUCAGGUGAUCGACUAGUCAAAGCUAAAUCAGAUGGAUCUCUUGCCAUCGGCGUAUCCAGCUCGGUCGAUUUGGCUAAAAUGAAAUCUCGUUCCUUGGAGCCUUUAACAGGUCUUGCUAUGUGGAGUAAUGAAGUUCAAGUAAUUGAACUAAUCAAAAGUGAUCGUGGUCUAGGCUUCAGUAUUCUUGAUUAUCAGGAUCCUCUGAAUCCCCAUGAAACUGUAAUUGUCAUCCGAAGUUUGGUUCCUGGAGGAGUGGCUCAGCAAGAUGGUCGAUUGAUUCCUGGAGAUAGGCUUUUGUUUGUAAAUGAUAUCAGCCUUGAGAACUCUACUCUUGAUGUUGCGGUGCAAGCGUUGAAAGGGGCUCCUCGAGGUGUUGUGCGGAUUGGUGUUGCUAAGCCCCUUCCUCUUCCAGAAAGCUCAAACUCUUCCCAGUCUAAAAUAAUGGAAGCUCUUGAGGCUAAACAUUUUGAUGUUAAAUUACCAAGUAACGUAGACAAAUCAAUUAAUUCCAGUGUAAUAUCUAUUGAACCAUUCCACGAUGACGCAGAUGAUCAUUUUAAGGAGCUUUGCUAUCAAGAACCCAAAGAACCAGCAAUUUCAUCAAGCAUUGGAUCCAUUCCAGAUCGUUUCGCUCACUCAGCUCCUCCAAACUCUCUACCCUUUUCACCCUUUGUUUCUGGCGAUUCCCUCCUUAUAUCAUCUGAUUCAAGAUCAUCGACACCUUUAGACUUUGGUUUUAAUUCACGAACUCCAAGUGAAAACAUUGACCCAAGUCUUUCAGUUAUAUUACCAUUACCUUCAGCCUUGGAAAGAACAAUCAGAAUCAGAAAAGGCAAUGAUCCGCUUGGCCUUACAUUAGAGUUAGCUGAUCGAGGUAUCAAUGGUCUUGUUGUCAAAGCUUUAGCUCAUCAUGGAGCCAUUUACAAAGAUGGACGAGUUCAAUUGGGUGAUUAUUUAGUUGCCAUUAAUAAUGAAAGUUUACGAAAUGUCACAAAUUCACAAGCUCGAGCAGUACUUCGUCGAGCUCAGUUAUUAAGCACAGAUAUAAGUCUCAAAUAUGUUCCUGCUGAAGAUGUUUCUGUUCACAAACAAUCAGCCUUACUAGCUUUACAGCACAAUCAAAUGCCAAAUAAAGGACGAGAAUCGCCAUUACUUGCUUUAAUACGUCGUACACCGUCACCCAGGAGAUAUCCUAAAUAUUAUCGUUCACCCUAUUUUGGAUCAAGAAGAAGUGAAAGUGACUCCGAGGAAAAUCUUAUUUCAUCGGAUACUUUAGUUCAAUCAUCGUGUCCACAAUUAAAUACCAAACAAUCCUGUUGUUCACUUGACAAAAGUAAAUCUGAUUCACCGGACGUUCAUUCAUCAUCACCUGAGAUCUCAAUUAAACAUCAAGGUCCAUCAACAAUGACGGAAAUUGACUCAUUACCUUCAUCUUCCAAUAAGAUUGAAACAAUUGAUUGGCUCAAUAACAGUACCAUAUCGAGAAGUGCUUCCUCCGAAAUAACCAAAGCACAAGAACCACAAGUGCCUACCAAUGAGCUUACACUAGGUUAUCUAGGAUUAGCAACUCGAAGCCAUUCAGCAAUUAAUUUAUCAAAUAGCAAUACUUCCAGUUCAAGUGUGACCACCGUUAGUGGCUCAUCAACAUUGGCUCGUCAGUGGGGCUCACCUCGAACUAUUGAAUUAACCCGUGAACCUGAUCAAGGUUUAGGCAUCUCCAUUGUUGGUGGUAAAGUUGACCUUUUCAACUUAUCACCAGGCCAUUCAAUUGGUGGUAUUUUUGUGAAAAACAUUCUUCCUGGAAGCCCGGCUGCCAAAAGUGGUCUUCUUAAGCGAGGUGAUCGUAUACUUGAAGUAGAUGGUAGAGACUUGCGUGAAGCAACCCAUGAUGCUGCCGUUGAAGUGAUUAGAAGUGCUCAAAAUCCAAUCAAAUUUGUUGUACAAUCUUUACUUCCAGUGCCCCGUGAAAUGAUGGAUGAUGUUGAACUGUCUUCAUCCCAAAAAGCACCCGAAGCUGUGGAUACAUCUUCCAAUGCUACCCUUGCUGCAAUAACUUCGGUAACCGAUGAAGAUUGUCUCAGUGAACGGGAUAAUACACGAUCUGAAGAGCUCACCUCUUUACCCAAAAGUACCUCUGAAUCAUUGAGGCCCUUUGAAGGUUGGAUUCCUCCAAGGACACCUUCACCAGUAGUCAUUCAACCUGGAUUGGAUGAUGAAGCGCUUCAAGAAAAUCAAGCUCAACUUGAAGCUGCUCGAACAUCUCAAUUUAAAAGUGACGAACCCGAUGAACCAUCGGAAGAAAUUAUUGUUAAAAAAUUGACCAAAACUAAAACAGUUUCUCUUGCCUCUGAAACAACUGAAGACUCAGAUUCUGAAGAAGAGGAAAUCAAUGUUAGAGAUACCAAAGGAAAGGUUUUCUCGGCUAAAGGAGUUGAGAUUGACCGGACGAGUGCUGGUAACAUUAAACUUGCUCCAGGUGAAGUUGACGAAGAAGAGGAUGAAUUUGGUUAUACAUUAAAGAAGGCAAAUAAACGUUAUGGGCAACUUGGUGGUGAAAUAUUAAUUGUUGAUUUAGUUAAAAGAGCAACUGGAUUAGGAAUAAGCCUUGCAGGUAACCGUGAUCGUAACAAGAUGAGUGUUUUCAUCGUUGGAUUACAUCCAAAAGGAGCUGCAGCUAAAGAUGGACGAAUCAAGGUUGCUGAUGAAAUAUUAGAGGUAAACGGUGUUGUACUCCAUGGAAGAUGUCAUCUCAAUGCUUCAGCCGCAAUUAAAAGUUUGCCUGGACCAGUUUUCAAGAUGGUCCUCUUAAGACGAGAAGGUGCCUUAGACGAAAUGGCUGUUAAAGAAGUGAUCCAAUUUCCCGUCCAUUUAGAGGAAGAGGCGCUUCAGGAGAAGUACAAUAAAUUCCACGGAGUCAGAACUGUAACUGUACGAAAGGGAGCUUCUGGUCUGGGAAUUAUGAUUAUUGAAGGGAAACACACUGAACUUGGUAGAGGAGUUUUCAUUUCUGAUAUUCAGGAAUCAAGUCCAGCUGAACAAGCAGGAUUAGCUGUUGGUGAUAUGAUCCUCUGUGUAAAUCAAACUGAUCUGGUUGGAGCAGAUUAUGAUACUGCUGCGUCAACCCUUAAAAACGCUGAAGGACUUUUAUCGAUUAUUGUUGCCAAACCACAUCGAGUUUCAAAUCGACCUGAUCAAGUAUUAGCUCAACCAGGCGAAGAAAUAGCUCAAAGUGAUCCAAAGAAAGAUCAAAGUUUUCCUCCCUUACCACCGCCUAAGCCCAAUCACUUGAAGCACAAACAAAGCUCUAUGCACGAUAGUUACCAACACUCAGUUAACCCUGUAAACAAUAAUAAUAACACUCUACUCACAAGUCACUCCAAUGGUACCUCUAAUAAUAAUGAUAAUAACAAGCAGAGCAUUAAUUUAAACAAUUACAAUACUAGCCAGAAAUCAGGCCAUCAUAAAAAAAACUCAGUUUUGAGUAAUCCCGUUUCGGGCUCUGGUAAUAAUAACGGACAAGUUGUUCCUUUGGGCAGUUCAACAAUCGAUUUUAAAUCCAACAAAAUGUACAACAAAAAUUUGGACCUCUCCUCUUCCUCCUCCACCUCCACCCAUUGUCAUCCCACUCAUUCUUUUUUCCAUCACGGAAAAGACUUGGCCUCUCCAAUCGCCGAUGAGGAAAUUACCAUGGUUGAUCCAAAAACCUGUGAAAUUAUCCCAGGUCGAGAAACUAUCGUGGAAAUAGCAAAAAAGAAAAUGGGCCUUGGCUUGAGUAUCGUCGGAGGUUCUGAUACUCCACUGGGCGCUGUUAUCAUUCAUGAAGUUUAUCCUGAUGGGGCAGCGGCUUUUGAUGGUAGAUUAAAACCAGGAGAUGUAAUACUUCAAGUAAACGAUGAGAACCUUCGAAAUGCUCCUCAUGAACAAGCCAUCGCAUCACUGCGACAAACUCCUUCCAUAAUACGUAUGGUUGUCUAUCGAGAAGAGUCUCACUCUUCCGACACUGAUCUCUAUGAAAUAAUGAACAUUGAAUUGUUCAAAAAACCUGGCAAAGGACUUGGUUUAAGUAUUGUUGGACGUAAAAAUGGUCCUGGUGUUUAUGUUUCCGAAGUUGUAAAAGGUGGAGUUGCUGAAGCGGACGGUAGAUUGCUUCAGGGAGACCAUAUACUUCAAGUUAAUGAAAAUGAUCUCAGGAAUGCAACUCAUGAACAUGCAGCUGCAAUUCUUAAGACAACUAUGGGUAAAAUUGUUAUGAAAAUCGGAAGAUUGAAAACAGGAAUCCGUUUAAGUCAUAGCGGAGAAAAUGCUAGUUCUGUUAAUAAAUCUGAUGAAAGUUCUGAAUCAGAUCCUAUUCGUAAAGUUAUAAUGCUGAGGAAAGGUAAUGAAGGCUUAGGACUCAGUAUUGUCGGUGGUAAAGGAAGCCCUCAUGGAGACUUUCCCAUUUAUGUGAAAACUAUUUUUGAUAAAGGAGCUGCCGCUGAAGAUGGACGAUUAAACCAAGGAGACCAGAUUGUUGCUGUUAACGAUAAAAGUUUAGAAGAUGUUACUCAUGAGGAAGCCGUUGAAUUACUUAAAAAUGUUUCAGGAAAUGUUGAGCUUACUAUUGUGAGCAACUGAAAGUUUUUAUCUUUAAUUGUUUUGAAACAAACAAAAGACGACAUUUUUGCACCAUUUUUGUUUUUAAAAGUUAUCUCGUGAAGAGGACAAAGAAAAAAGAUGGUGUGGGAUAAAUCAAUUUGCAAUCCAAGUAAAUUAAGAUUAUUGAAUCAAUCGGUGCCAUAAUUAAAUCAUGAUCAUCAAUUUUUUGCGUUGUCUCCUUCAUCUCUGUACAAAACUAAAUCAAUCUUAUUGAUUCUUUCCUUUAAAGAUGCAACCCAAUCCAAUACAAUUUAUGCAUUUAUCUGUUGGAAAAAAGACAACAUGAAACAAAUAAAUAUUAAUAAAGGUUAUAAAAAUUUUA
This is a messenger RNA of Tetranychus urticae (two-spotted spider mite), 7435 nucleotides long. RefSeq names its product multiple PDZ domain protein. NCBI's taxonomy places the organism in Eukaryota, Metazoa, Arthropoda, Arachnida, Trombidiformes, Tetranychidae. Gene Ontology annotation, molecular function: protein binding. The record is from RefSeq and is a predicted model, not a curated record.